This is a messenger RNA of Platichthys flesus (European flounder), 3921 nucleotides long. RefSeq names its product USP6 N-terminal-like protein. Bases 459 to 2240 code for a protein of 593 amino acids. Lineage: Eukaryota; Metazoa; Chordata; Actinopteri; Pleuronectiformes; Pleuronectidae. The transcript is spliced from 14 exons. The record is from RefSeq and is a predicted model, not a curated record.
GACACAACAGCUACAAAGAGAGAACAGCUACACACACCCGCACACACACAGACAGAGAGCCUGCAGUACCGGCUCUCUCCAGCAGAGGUCGGCAGAGCGGGGAGCUUCUGUGUCCCUCAGGCCGGAUCUGACGCGUCUCUCUCGGCUGCUGCGGCUCCAGUCUGACCCGCUGCGGCUCGGACCAGGACCCGCGAGCUGCUCGGUCCGCGUGCGUGUGAGGCAGUGUUUGUGGCACAGUCUGCGCGUGUGUGUGAUACUCAGCCUGUGUGUGUGUGUGUAAGUGUGUUUUAGAGCGUGUGUGCGCGUGUGCGCGUCUGUGUGUGUACCCAUGGAUGAGUCUAUUGUUGUCAUCCCGGUGCUUCGCUCUGUGACCGGAGGAUGCUCCUGACGAGCCGGAGCUCGGAGCUCUGUUCCCGCACAGCAGACACAGAACCGCCGCGGUGCAUCACGACUCUGUCAUGAAGAAAGACAUCGAGACUCUGAUCGCAGAGGAACGCGCGGACAUCAUCUUGAAAUAUGACACGGGCCGGCAGGGGGGGGUGGAGAUCGACCCUUGGGAAGAUGCCGACUACAGCGUCUACAAAGUCACUGACCGAUUCGGCUUCAUGCAUGAGGACGAACUACCGGCCCGGACGGCUCAUGAAGAAAAGUUGAAGCAGCUGGAGAUAGAGAGAACAGAGAAAUGGCUGAAGAUGGUGAAGAAGUGGGAUAAAUACAAGAGCAGUGACCGGAUGGUGAAGCGGGUCUAUAAGGGCGUCCCGCUGCAGCUCCGGGGCCGGGCCUGGGCCCUGCUGCUGGAUGUGGAGCGGGUCAAGAGGGAGAACGAGGGCAAGUAUGAGAGGAUGAAGGAACAGGCCCGACUCUACUCGUCUGAGAUCAAACAGAUCGACCUGGACAUCAACCGGACCUUCAGAAACCACCUGAUGUUCAUGGACCGCUUCGGAGUCAAGCAGCAGUCCCUCUUCCAUGUCCUCUCAGCGUAUUCAGUCUACAACUCAGAGGUGAGCUACUGCCAGGGGAUGAGUCAGAUCGCCGCCCUGCUGCUCAUGUUCAUGAACGAGGAGGACGCCUUCUGGGCCCUGUCGCAGCUGCUGACCAAUCACAAGCACGGCAUGCACGGCUUUUUUGUUCCCGGGUUUCCCAAACUCCAGCGAUUCCAGACACAUCACGAUCAGAUUAUUUCCAAACUCCUCCCCAAACUGAAGAAACAUCUGGACAGGGAGCAGAUGUCUGCAGGGAUCUACUCCACUAAAUGGUUCCUGCAGUGUUUCAUUGACAGGACGCCGUUCACCCUGAACCUUCGUCUGUGGGACAUUUUCAUCCUGGAGGGAGAGAAGCUGCUCACCGCCAUGUCCUACACCGUCCUGAAGGUUCACAAGAAACGUCUGGUGAAGAUGUCUCUGGAGGAGCUCAGGGAGUUCCUGCAGGAGAGAAUCGCUCAGACGUUCUUCUACAGCGACGACGUGAUCGUGGAGCAGCUUCAGGCCUCCAUGUCUGAACUGAGGAAAAUGAAGCUGGACUUUCCUCCUCCAGGGAAGCCGGACGAGCUGCCUCGGAAGCCUCUGGGCCAGGAGCUGCCGGUGCUGCUCAGUCCGGUCCCAGUGAAGACGUCCUCCGCCAGCAGCUUCCCCGGAGCUGGACUGAGCCUCCACAUCAUCUCCCACCAGCCCGACUCCAUAUCCCCGGACCAGAGCCCCUCCAAGGACCCCAGGGACCUGGAAGCUGCAGAGGAGGCUCCGCUACCUUCUCCAGACCCCAUCAUCAUCCACAGCCGGGCGCCGCUCAGCCCCGAUGGGUCUCCGCUGAUGGGGCCUCCGCCUUAUCAGCCCCCGGGGAGCCCAGCGGUGUUCACAGCGGAUCAGCCGUCCCUGCCGGACCCCCAUGGGGAUGGAGUGAGACCAGAUGCAGCAGCUGCCACCUCUAGGCGGAUUGCAGAUACACUCUCCCCUGACUCCUCUGCAGCUGGCGGCACUGACCACGCCUCCAGCGGCACUGACCACGCCUCCCGUGUCACUGACCACGCCUCCCGCGGCACUGACCAAGCCUCCCGCAGCACUGACCACGCCUCCAGCGGCGUCCCACGGACUCUGUCUGCGCCUGUAGUCCAGGGGGCGUCGCCCGGUUCGGUCCUGGCUCACUCUGGGAGUCUGUCGGCGGCUGAGGACGGUUUUCCAGUCGAGCUGCCAAAGCGGAACUGGAGUUCAGCCCCAGAGGAAACACAGACGCCGGAUGUUUCAUGAAACCACGACUCGCGGUGAUUGAUUCACGAAGUUCCAUCUUUGUUUAUUUGAUCAUGUGUCAGUUUUGGAGGAGAACAACAGAAUUAUCAGUCAGAUCAACAGUGUCGAGCAAUAACUGCUUUAAAAUGUGUUUUCAGUUUCACGUUGAAGAUCUAAUCUGUCAACAGCAGAAAAUCUGUUUUCAGGCAAAGCAACAGCAGCAACAUUUUAAAACUUCUGUCCCUUUUUCAGAUGUGGAUGGAAACACAGUGUGAGUUGAUAAAGAGGUAGAGGGAGGUUACUCAGCAGCCGGCCACCAGGGGGCGAUGCAGCCGGCCACCAGGGGGCGAUGGAGACGCUUUAGCUUCAACCGUCUUGUUGUCCCUCAUUAUUUACAGUCUGUUGUGAUUUUCAGCUAAAUUUGUUCUGAAUCAGUUGCAUUGUGGGAAGUGUAGUAAAUCUUUGGGAGUUAAAGUCAGAAAUUCUCAACGUACCGCUUUAAUUUUUUUAAUAUUCUUUCUUUUAUUAAAUCUUUUUCAUGUCGUGGAUGUAAAACGUUGAUACAUCUGUGAUCUGGUGUCAGUUGACAGAACAACAGGUCAAACGAUCGAUGAUCCUCAGAGGAGUGAAAACCUCGACCUGUACAGAACAGGUCCACUCACUCUUUACCCUCCACUUCAUAUUCCUCUGUUCAGUGGUUCUUCUCACUUCUCAUGAACACAGUUCGUGAUCAGUGAAGAUCUGUGCUGGUUCCCAGACUCCGUGAGAUCAGAGGAGCCGACAGACGUCAGGAGUUCAUCUGACGUCCUGUCACCUGGGAACUGAGACGCCUGAAGAAGCUCCGCCCUUCACAAGACACAAAAAUAAACCUUUUCUAGUUUUGUAAAGUUUCGUCAGAGAACAGAAUGUUUGAUGCUCGGCCUUUGUAAAUCGUUUGCUAGCAGAGUUACAGUUUUAUUUUUUGUAGUAUCGUCUCAAUGCCUUAUUUGAAUCGGCUUCAGUUCAUGUGUGUGACGUCCGUGCACAGCAGAGGGACUGAGAGGAUCUGAUUGGACGGGACUUUCCUCUGACGCAGCGAGCUGGCUCACUGUUACGAUUGUACACAUCCAGACCUUUUGAGCUCUUUUCAAAUACGUGGAUCUCUCAGUAAUUUAUUGUUUUGUCCUGAUACAGAAAGCUCAUUUAAAACCCGUCCUGGUCCCGACCCGGAGUCUCUGCUGCCUUCCCCCCGAGGAGCUUGAAGCGUGGAGUGAACCUGGUUCUUAAUCUUAAAGAAACUCAGCAGGAAGUAGACGUCACAGCUUCUGUGGACUUUGUGUUUAGAGAGUUCAGUAUUGUAGAAGAGUUUCUCCAUUACAGAGAAGGAAACUCACUUUGUGCUUAGGAAUAGUGAGAGAUCGACCUCUUUUGGUCGGUUUAGGUAAAGCAUGUCUUUCUUUAGAGCAGAAAAGAGAUGAUUUGAACUUUUAGAUCAGAAAAUCAGAUCGAAAAAUCUUGUGAUUUGAGGCCAUAACUUUGAAUUCUGUGAAUAUGUUUUGGCUUUUAUGACGUUUGACUGAAUCUCAGUGUGGAACUCCGGAUCGUUUGAAUUCAAGUUAAACAUUUAACAGUUUUAUUAUAAGUUUAAAGAAGCAGAAACUUUCCCAGGACUUUGAAGAGGUUGAUGAAAAUCUGGAGGUGAAACAAUACAACUUUUAUCAUC